UAAAAGUUGCCAUUCCAUUCAUUUGACGGCCGACUCCCUUUGGAACGCGGCGGAUUGCGAUCGGAUACCAAGACAAGGCAACGCGACCCAGAGCCAUGGACAGUUCUGCGAUGCUGCUGGUGCUUUGUGUCACCGUUCUGUCCUCCGUCUGCAGCGCAGAGUCCUCGCGGGACAUUUCUUCUGAAGACUUUGGAGGGAAAUCUUACACUGGCACGGAGAAACUCGUGGAUGCAGUGGAGGACCUACUGGAGAAGCUGGAUGCUCGCCUGCCACAGGAGGACAAGAGAAGCAGUAUCCCGCGUUGUAAUGUGGGUGAUCGCUGCGCUCUGCGUUUGGGCUCACGCAUAGGGACACUGUGCGACUGUAGGCGAGGCAGCAACUGCAACUCCUUCCUCCUCAAGUGUAUAUAGAGCAACGUCUCCUGCAGAGGGCACCAACACACUAAUGUCACACUGGAAGGCUGACAGCAACCUGCGCAGACGACAACUGCAACACCACAACACACAGUCUGUGUGCUUCUGUUUGUAUUCUGCCAUUUUAAUGUUUAUUUUUCUGAUAAGUACUUUUAACUAUAAAUGUGUUGUCUCUGUCUAAAAGCAGAAUGUGUAUAUUGUGUUGCUGAUGCUCAUUUUCCAUGUAGUGAAAAGACAGAAUAAAUAAUUUGCUCUCA
Conger conger (European conger) is the source of this 670-nucleotide messenger RNA. Its product is annotated as cocaine- and amphetamine-regulated transcript protein-like. NCBI's taxonomy places the organism in Eukaryota, Metazoa, Chordata, Actinopteri, Anguilliformes, Congridae. The record is from RefSeq and is a predicted model, not a curated record. The transcript is spliced from 3 exons. Gene Ontology annotation, biological process: cellular response to starvation; adult feeding behavior; positive regulation of MAPK cascade. The coding region runs from base 96 to 410 and encodes 104 amino acids. Gene Ontology annotation, molecular function: neuropeptide hormone activity.